CAGUGAUGAUGUCAUCGAGGACCAGCCAGCCCAUCCGCGACCCAUUUCUGAAUGGCACCGGAGAAUGAGGAUCUUAAGGAGGCUAUCUGGAUUCUCAAAUAGACUUCUGAAAGUGGAAAGCUGUAGCAUAACUGCAUCAGAAUCGUUGAUUCAACUAGCUUGGAUAUCACUGACACAGAAGCUUAGGAAACCACCUGGUGUUUUCUCGACCAUGCCAGAAACAGAAACAAAUGAGAGAGCCUCUGAAUUAUUUUUACCACCUACUCAUGUUCGAGGAAUGACAAAACUUGAUAGAACAUCUUUUAAAAAGACAGUCACCAUUCCAGUGCUUAAAGUGAGGAAAGAAAUAGUCAGUAGAUUGAUGCGAUCCCUUAAAAGGGCAGCGCUGCAGCGCCCGGGUAUAAAACGUGUGAUUGAAGAUCCAGAAGAUGAAGAAAGUAGACUAAUUAUGUUGGAUCCCUAUAAAAUAUUUAGUCAUGAUUCUUUUGAAAAGGCAGAACUCAGUACUUUAAAGCAGCUUAAUGUCAACCCACAGAUAUCUAAAUAUAAUUUGGAACUAACAUAUGAAAACUUUAAGUUAGAAGAAAUCUUGAAAGCUGUGCUUCCUGAAGGUCAAGAUGUGACUUCUGGUUUUAGCAGAGUUGGACAUAUUGCACACCUGAACCUUAGAGAUCAUCAGCUACCUUUCAAGCAUUUAAUUGGCCAAGUUAUGAUUGACAAAAAUCCAGGAAUCACCUCAGCAGUAAAUAAGAUCAAUAAUAUUGAUAAUACAUACCGAAAUUUCCAAAUGGAAGUACUAUGUGGAGAGGAGAACAUGAUGACCAAGGUUCGAGAAAACAACUACAUCUAUGAAUUUGAUUUUUCAAAAGUCUAUUGGAAUCCUCGUCUCUCUACAGAACACAGCCGGAUCACAGAACUUCUCAAACCUGGGGAUGUCCUAUUUGAUAUUUUUGCUGGGGUUGGCCCCUUUGCCAUUCCAGUAGCAAAGAAAAACUGCACUGUUUUUGCCAAUGAUCUCAAUCCUGAAUCCUAUAAAUGGCUGAUGCACAAUUGUAAAUUAAAUAAAGUGGACCAAAAGGUGAAAGUGUUCAAUUUGGAUGGGAAAGACUUCCUCCAAGGACCAGUUAGAGAAGAGUUAAUGCAGCAGCUGAGACCAUCAAAAGAAAGAAAACACUCUGUGCACAUUGUUAUGAACUUGCCAGCAAAGGCUAUAGAGUUUCUCAGUGCUUUCAAAUCGCUCUUAGAUGGGCAGCCAUGCAGCAGUGAGCUCCUUCCCAUAGUGCACUGUUACAGCUUUUCCAAAGAUGCUAAUCCUGCUGAGGAUGUUCGGCAACAAGUUGGAGCUGUGUUAGGUAUUUCCUUGGAGGCAUGCAGUUCAGUUCACCUAGUGAGAAAUGUGGCACCUAACAAGGAAAUGCUGUGCAUCACCUUUCAGAUUCCUGCUGCUGUACUCUACAGGCACCAAACCAUAAAUCUAGAGAAUCAUGAGGAUCUACCUCUUAAACGGCGGAGGACAGAUAAAGCCUUUUCAGAAGAAAAAACACAAAUUGCUUCAAAUACUUAACUGGAAAUGUUUUCCCCAUCUCCCCACCAGACAUUUAUGUAGUAAAACAUAAUUUGUAUGAUUUCAUAAAAUUUCAGCAUUCAAUUACUUUACUAUUGAACUCUUAUAUUUUGCCUGCUGUCUUAUAAAUUGAAGAAUACCAAAUUAAAAUUUAACUGAAAUAAGUCUA
Galeopterus variegatus (Sunda flying lemur) is the source of this 1733-nucleotide messenger RNA. It is a transcript of the gene TRMT5, whose product is annotated as tRNA methyltransferase 5. The transcript has 5 exons. Gene Ontology annotation, biological process: mitochondrial tRNA methylation; tRNA N1-guanine methylation. Bases 65 to 1564 code for a protein of 499 amino acids. Lineage: Eukaryota; Metazoa; Chordata; Mammalia; Dermoptera; Cynocephalidae. The record is from RefSeq and is a predicted model, not a curated record. Gene Ontology annotation, cellular component: cytoplasm; mitochondrial matrix.